This is a messenger RNA of Amborella trichopoda, 3038 nucleotides long. Its product is annotated as potassium transporter 5. NCBI's taxonomy places the organism in Eukaryota, Viridiplantae, Streptophyta, Magnoliopsida, Amborellales, Amborellaceae. The record is from RefSeq and is a predicted model, not a curated record. Gene Ontology annotation, molecular function: potassium ion transmembrane transporter activity. Gene Ontology annotation, cellular component: membrane. Gene Ontology annotation, biological process: potassium ion transmembrane transport.
AGCACUUGUGGUCCCUUCCAUUUCGUGUAUUGCACCGCCAGUGGUAACAGACUCACUCUCCCUUAUAUAAACCCCCUUUCAUCGAAGGGGGAGCUCACGAUAACAUCAUCAACUCUUCUUGUUUGGUUACUAGGAGCAGGGUAAUGGAGGUGGGAGCUCAUCAAACUGUGGUGACAGUCGAGAUGGCAGAGAACAACGAAGUUGUUGUUUCUGAGUCUCAAAUGCAAAUCGAGAGCAAGUCCUCCUCCACCGGACUCAGACGAGAGGGCUUUAAGAGGCUUGAUUCUUUGGACAAAGAAGCUAACAAUUUAUCUGGAUUAUCGGUCUCCAAAGCUUUAUCCAUUAUGGGGGUGUUGAAGCUGGCUUUCCAAAGUAUCGGAGUGGUGUAUGGAGACAUCGGGACUUCGCCGCUGUACGUGUUCGAGAGCACCUUCGCCGAAGCAAGAUCUCCUCCCACACGUGAACAUAUAGUUGGAGCGCUCUCCCUCAUCAUAUACUCCCUUACUCUCUUCCCUCUCAUCAAAUACAUCUUCAUAGUGCUAUGGGCCAAUGACAAUGGAGAUGGUGGGACUUUUGCUAUGUAUUCACUGAUAUGUAGAUAUUGUAGAGUGAGUGCGACGACAAAUGAGCAAGCAGAGGACAUAACGGCUUAUAAGGAGGGUCACAAGAAGAGAAUGAAUGGGAGGGCCAAGAGGAUUAAGGAGGCCAUUGAGGGAAGUGGAUUUGCCAAGUUAUUGCUGCUCUGCAUAGCCCUCUUCGGCACGUGUAUGGUCAUCGGAGACGGCAUUUUGACUCCAUGCAUCUCAGUUCUAUCAGCAGUGGAAGGGGUGAAGAAAAUGGACGCCUCCAUUAGCCAAGAGGCGGUAGUGACGCUAUCUGUGGCCAUAUUGGUGGUGCUUUUCUCAGUCCAAAGGUUAGGCUCAGACAAGGUCGGAUACACAUUUGCCCCGGCCAUACUAGUAUGGUACUCAUUCAUCACUGUCAUUGGCGUCUAUAAUAUUCUCCAUCAUGAUUUCACUGUCCUCAAGGCAUUCAAUCCCCUGUGCAUCCUUCAAUACUUCACCAGCGCAAGCAGCAACCCGAAACAAGCAUGGAUUUCACUUGGAGGCAUUGUGCUAUGUAUGACUGGAACCGAGGCCAUGUUUGCAGAUUUGGGUCAUUUCUCUGUUAGGUCCAUCCAGAUUGCUUUCGCUGGACUGGUGUAUCCCUGCCUUAUCUGCGCUUAUGUUGGGCAAGCCGCCUAUCUCUCACAUCGCCCUGAUCAUAUAGGCGAUGCUUUCUAUAAAUCCACACCAGAUAGCGUUUACUGGCCCAUGUUUGUGGUUGCGGUUCUUGCGUCAAUAAUUGCAAGCCAAGCGAUGAUCUCUGCAACCUUUGCAAUCAUAAAGCAGUCAAUGGCACUUGGGUGCUUCCCUCGAGUGAGAAUUGUCCACACGUCCCGAUCACAUGAGGGCCAAGUCUACAUUCCCGAAAUCAACUUCCUCCUAAUGCUAGCCUGUGUAAUGGUCACCGCCUCCUUCAAAGAUACAGCCAACAUUGGAAAUGCUUAUGGCAUAGCAGUGGUCGCCGUGAUGCUUGUCACCACUGCUCUACUCACCCUCAUCAUGCUCAUGGUCUGGCAGACCAGUCUCAUCCUUGUGGCUCUCUUUGUGGCCAUCUUUGGCUCCUUAGAAUUGAUCUAUUUCUCAUCAGUCCUCUACAAGUUUGAUAAGGGUGGAUACCUUCCCCUUAGCUUUGCAGCUGCCCUCUUCUUGGUGAUGUAUGUUUGGUACUAUGUACAAACAAAGCGUUAUGCUUAUGAGUUCGAACAUAAGCUCUCGGCAGAGCAAAUGACCACAAAUCCUGGGUUGACUCGAGUUCCAGGAAUUGGCCUCCUUUAUACAGAGCUUACACAUGGUGUUCCUUCAAUUUUCUCACACUUCCUCACCAACCUUCCUGCCAUGCACUCUGUUGUCGUUCUCGUCUCAGUGAAAUACCUGCCUAUCAACAAGGUACCUGUUAGUGAGAGGUUCCUGUUUCGCAGAGUUGGGCCCAAGGCCUGCAACAUGUACAGGUGCAUCGCUAGGUAUGGGUAUAGGGACCGGAGGGUGGGGAAUCAGGAGUUUGAGAGAUUUCUGAUGGACCACCUGAAGGCGUUCAUCAGGACCGAGGGAUGGGAGAAGGCUGAUAUUGAUGGUCAAGUAAGCGAGCGUAAUGAAGUUGAGGUUUCAAUAGGAGAGCUUGCUAUAGAUCACGUUGUUCCAAAAACCCAAUGUGGUAACACUCAGAGUACAGAGGGUGGGGAGGACAAUUGUGAGGAGAGGAGCAAUGAGAUUAUAAGAGAGGAAGAUGCAGAGGAGGAAAUAAGGUUCUUGGAGAGAUCAAGGGAGUCAGGUGUGGUGUAUCUAUUGGGGCAUAGCGAGGUGAGGGCAAGCAAGGAAUCAGGGUUGGUGAAGAAGAUGGUGGUAGAUUAUGUGUAUGACUUCUUGAGGAGAAAUUCAAGGCAAGGACUUGUUGCACUGCAAAUACCUCACAAGAACUUGUUGCAAGUGGGAAUGAAUUACUACAUAUGAUACCAUGUGGAGAUCUAGUCCCAGUAAGGUUUCGACUCCAUGAUAAAAGGCACGACAAGAAGAGAUGAUCUUGACAAAUGAGAUAAACAUGCAAGUGUUUUUCCGUUGGGUUGCUAAACCCAAUAUUGAGAUCAAUGUAGAAGCUCUGAUCACAUAAAGGAUCUUGGACUGCAACUCGGGAAUUUCACAAAUAACAUCUAUAUCCACUAUAACUUAGAGAAACACUUGUCAAUUAGAAACUAGUAGAGAUCUUUGAACUAAAUAACCAAAACUAUUCAAAAUCUUGUUGUGAAUAAUUCUUUUAAAAACGCACAAGAUUCAUGUUUUUACACAUGAAUCUGAAUGGAAGAGUGCGAGUUUGGUUUGUGCUUGGAAGAAAUCUGAAGCCUUGAUUUACCAUUUUGAUGGAUGAUCAGUCCAAGUGGGUAUACAGAAGGAACCCUCUAUAUUUGGAAAGUAGUUUCAACAAUCCACAUGGUUAGCUUU